Meloidogyne enterolobii is the source of this 876-nucleotide messenger RNA. The record is from the annotation of a GenBank genome assembly. NCBI's taxonomy places the organism in Eukaryota, Metazoa, Nematoda, Chromadorea, Rhabditida, Meloidogynidae.
AUGUGGUUAUUCUUAAUAUUCACAUUUAUUACCUCCUUUUACAAAAAUGUAACACCUUUGUCGGUAUUCGUAAAGAUUUCUUGGCGAGAUCAAGUUGAAAAUGUUGGGAAUCAUUAUCCCCAUCUGUCCGAUAGAGAGACAGGACGAUUCAAUUUACAAUUGACUAGCAACACUUCGGGGUUUACAAUGGAUGCUGUGACAGAUACAUAUGACACUCAUCACUUCAUACAAGCUGAAAAUGAAGGUGAAGAGUUGAAUGGCAACUAUGAACUUCAUAUCUCAAUCAAUGGGCCUAGUGUGGGUUAUUAUUAAUUAUCUUAAUCUUUAUUGGGUGAUUGAAACUAAGCUAAAAUUUGAAUUGAAGAGGAUGGAAAUAAGAAUUCGGGUUUCAGGAACUGGGGUCUUUAAUGAUGGAGUGGAGGGUGGUCUUUAAUGUUUUAAUGUUUGAUCUUUAAGGUUGUACUAUUAAAGGGGGAGAAAGAGAGAGAUUGCGUCGGUGGAGAGAGGGAAUGUCAUUAACGUGGAGAUAGAGGGGGCCUUUAAUGUUAAAGGGGCAGUGAUUUGAGGAGAGAAGGAAGAGGGAAGGGUUGGGGAGAGAGGGAAGGAGGGAGGGUUGGGGAGAGAGGGAAGGGGGGAGAGAGGGAGGGGGGGAGGGAAGUGAUUUGGGGAGAGAGGGAAGGGGGGGAGUUGGGGAGAGAGGGAAGGGGAGGGGAGGGAGAAAGCUGGGGAGAUAGGGAAGGGGGGGGGAGUGAUUUGGAAAGAGGGGGAAGGGGGAAGGGUUGGGGAGAGAGGGAAGGAGGGAGGGUUGGGGAGAGAGGGAAGGGGGUGUUAUUCGAUGUUAAAAUGGAUGGGUUGUCAGUGAAGGUGGAGAGAGAA